AUGUUAUUCCAUUUUACUACACUUCUUACUCUUAUCACACAAGCAGUAUCAUUUAACGCCACAGGACCGUUUGCACUUCACAUUACAAGCAAGUCAAACUCCUCAGUUGAUGGAUAUGCUGCAGCUUGCCAUGCUGGCGCAGCCCUAGAAGGCCUUUGUUAUUCAGGUGGUGGUGGUGGUGGGAGCGUGACUGAAUUCUAUUUCAAUUACACUUCUUAUAACUCGGACACGGGGCUCCCCUCGCAACCUGGCUGGAUCACGUACUUGUUGAAGGCAGGCAGUAAUAACGGUACUAUUACUGUGCCCUCCUCGUUACGUCUCGAACCGAGCUUUGGAAGCAACGUCUACACAGCUCUUAUCUAUCCUGGCGUUGAGGAUGGCACCUCUGUUUACUUUCACCCGAAUAACGGCACAUUGUACAUGAACGGGGGCUACGACGACUCGAGCUUCAACGCCACAUAUCCUAUCCCACCUCCAUCCCUAGGCAAUCUCACUAACUUCCACUUAUGCUACCAAUUCACCGGCGGUUACUACUACCAGUCAAUUGCCUGGGUUUCUACACAGCCGCCACAUAAUCCGUCAUGUCAGCCUGUGAACCUGAGCAUAGAAGACCUUUCGUAG
This is a messenger RNA of Daldinia decipiens, 621 nucleotides long. RefSeq lists its product as uncharacterized. The record is from RefSeq and is a predicted model, not a curated record. The transcript is spliced from 2 exons. The coding region runs from base 1 to 621 and encodes 206 amino acids. NCBI's taxonomy places the organism in Eukaryota, Fungi, Ascomycota, Sordariomycetes, Xylariales, Hypoxylaceae.